CAGAAUUUCCUCUCUCUGGCCUCAGGCCACACCCACAGGAGGACACCUCGCCUCCCCUUGCAGGCACAGCCUGACUCAGGCACCCUGUGACUUGAAGCAGACCCGGCUCUGAGCCUUCCACACAAAUCGCAGCCCAGCAACAGCUCCAGGCGUCCCGUUCAGAGACUGCACUUUAAGAAGGGUCUGGGAACAGCGCUUUCCCCAAUAAGAGACUUCUUCCAGGUCUAGAGGCUCUGCCUGGGCUCCGUGAUGACAGAACAGUGCCCUCAGAGGCCCGGGAUGGUACACUCUGAGUUGUGAUGCCCCGAGGGGAGGCGGGGACUAAGGAGGCCUCAUUAUUAUAAUAAAUCGGGCUCAGUUCAUUGGCUGCAAAUGGUGGAGUGAUGCGACCAUAUGUCACUUGGGCAUUAAACAAAUCCUAAUGAGCUAAAAAUAUGUUUGUUUUAGCUAAUUGACCUCUUGGCCUUCAUAAACCACUUGGUAAACAUCCUCAGAUAAUCAUUUCCAGAGAGCGGAUUGUGGCUCUCGAGGGUGCUGAGAAAGCCCCCUUGUCCCCCAGACCACCUCCUCCGGCUGCCUGCUGAGGCACACGUGCGCUGGCCUGCUGCCCGCAGGGCCCAGGAAGUGUGCUGGGACAAGGGGGAGGCGAGAAGGGCCGAGCCAGGCGCUCGCCCAGCGCUCUUCCCUGGCUGCGCCACCGACAGCACUCUGAGCCCUAGUUGCUCUUCUGUUAAUUGAGGGCAGUGCCCUCCCCCAGAGGGACCCCUAAAAGCAGAAGUUCUAGGUUCUAGGCUCGGUGGCAGGUAUUUUUGGAUAUCUGUGGAGAGUCCGUCACAAGCAGGACCCAUGUCUCUUCUAGGCUAAGGAGCAGGAGCUGGGAGCCCGAGAGUCAGCAGGUCACCCGGGACUGGCUCGUGAGCUCCCUGCAGGUGCGGGGGUGAUCUGGAUACCUGUGAAAUCUGGGACCCCAGAGAGACAAGUCCUGCGGCUUUGUUCUCCCUGCAAGCAGUGGGCCGCGGGCUGAGCCCCCACCAGCAGGGGUCUUCGUUAGCUGGAAGAACGGACGCCUGUUAGAUCUCAGAGCUAACUUCAUCUGACGUGCGGUCACGGGUCCCACGGUGUCUGGAAGGCAGAUGCCCCUCCCACUCACCACACCCGUGUUGAGGUCCAGACAUCUCAUCCCACUGUUUGAAAGAUGUCGAGGGGGCCACUCGGGUUUCCUGGAGGCAUUAGCAGGACUAGGAGUAAACUUCAAGCUCCGACGUGGACGGCGGCCUUAGACUCAAGUUGUGUGUGGCCUGAGCUGACUGUGGCCCCACAGGCUUCUCGCUGCCCCCACAGCUCCCUGCCUAAGAUGGUGGGCUUCAGUUGGCUACUGAACUCUCCUUCUUUAGCCGUAAACCAGAGAUAAUAUCGAACACGGAGAACUCAUCAGCCAUCAAGUGCCUUCUCCUUGCCUGACCCUGUGAGGUGUUUUAUACAUAUUUUCUCACUUAAUCGACACAAUCAGUAAGACACUUCUGCAAGGCCACAGAGUAGAGAGUGGCAGAACCAGGCCUCCACGUUCCACCUAAUUCCAGAGUCCUGGAUCCCACAGUGUGGUGGGGCAAUGCUAUUGAUGAGUGGUUAAUGACUCUACUUUGCGAGGCUCUGGUGAGGACUGUCAGCUCAUAAAGCAUGGAGCACAGUGCCUGGCAUGUGGCAGGGGCUCCCAGGACACGACAGUUAUUCACCUUAUCAUACACAGAGGUGGCACAGUGAGAGGAGGUCCAACACACCUUCUGGGUCAAACCACCUCAGCCCCUUCUCCCCAGUCCCCGGGGCUGAUGUGCUUGCAUUAGACAGGAUUAAAGGCUUACCGGAGCUGGAAGCCGCACCCCAACUCCCCAGACCUUCUGUCCGCCGGCUGAGAAGGACAGGAAAGACGACAGCCGUGCAGUGCAGAGCUGUGCAGAGUUUAGGGAGCGUCUGCACAGGAGCCAGCCCUCCUUCUGGAUCCCCAUGAUGAGAGAAUGGGCCCUGAUCUUGUCCAUGCUGCUCUGUGGCCUGGCUGGCCCCACGCACCUGUUCCAGCCGAGCCUGGUGCUGGACAUGGCCAAGGUCCUCCUGGACAACUACUGUUUCCCGGAGAACCUGAUGGGGAUGCAGGAAGCCAUUGAGCAGGCCAUCAAGAGCCAAGAGAUCCUGGCCAUCUCAGACCCACAGACACUGGCCCAAGUGCUGACAGCCGGGGUGCAAAACUCCCUGAACGACCCUCGGCUGGUCAUCUCCUAUGAGCCCAGCACGCUCGAGGCUCCCAAGAAAGCCCCGGCACUCACCAACCUCACACAAGAGGAACUGCUUGCUCGGCUGCAGGAGGGCAUCCGCUAUGACAUUCUGGAGGGCGACGUGGGCUACUUGCGAGUGGACGACAUCCCGGGCCAGGAGGUGGUGAGCAAGCUGGGGGGCUUCCUGGUGGACAAUGUCUGGAGGAAGCUCAUGGGCACCUCUGCCUUGGUGCUGGACCUCCGGCACUGCACUGGGGGCCACGUUUCCGGCAUCCCCUAUAUCAUCUCCUACCUGCACCCAGGAAACACGGUCCUGCACGUGGACACCAUCUACGACCGCCCCUCCAAUACGACCACUGAGAUCUGGACCCUGCCCGAGGUCCUGGGAGAGAGGUACAGUGCCGACAGGGAUGUGGUGGUCCUCACCAGUGGCCACACCGGGGGCGUGGCCGAGGACAUUGCUUACAUCCUCAAACAGAUGCGCAGGGCCAUCGUGGUGGGUGAGCGGACCGUGGGAGGUGCCCUGGACCUCCAGAAGCUGAGGAUAGGCCAGUCCGACUUCUUCCUCACCGUGCCCGUGUCCAGGUCCCUGGGGCCCCUGGGCGGGGGUAGCCAAACAUGGGAGGGCAGUGGAGUUCUGCCCUGUGUGGGGACCCCGGCCGAGCAGGCCCUAGAGAAAGCCCUGUCCAUCCUCACACUGCGCCGUGCCCUGCCAGGAGUCAUCCAACGCCUGAAGGAGGCCCUACAGGACUACUACACGCUGGUGGACCGCGUGCCUGCCCUGCUGCACCACCUGGCCAGCAUGGACUUCUCCUCAGUGGUCUCUGAGGACGAUCUGGUCGCUAAGCUCAACGCUGGCCUGCAGGCUGUCUCCGAGGACCCCAGGCUCCUGGUGUGGGUCGUCAGGUCCAAAGAGACCCCUCCCGGGCUGGAGGCUGGAGCUGAUGCCCCCCCAGAGAUAGCCCCCGCAGUGCCCGUGGAUGAGGCUGCCCUGCAGGCCUUGGUGGAUGCCGUGUUCCAGGUGUCCGUGCUGCCGGGGAACGUGGGCUACCUGCGCUUCGACAGCUUUGCCGACGCCUCCGUGCUGGGCCCGCUGGGCCCGUACAUCGUGCGCCAGGUGUGGGAGCCGCUGCAGGACACGGAGCACCUCAUCCUGGACCUGCGCCAGAACCCCGGGGGGCCGUCCUCCGCCGUGCCCCUGCUGCUCUCCUACUUCCAGGGCCCUGAGCCCGGCCCCGUGCGCCUCUUCACCACCUACGACCGUCGCACCAACGUCACACAGGAGCACUUCAGCCGCACGGACCUGCUGGGCCAGCGCUACAGCACCCAGCGAGGGGUGUACCUGCUCACCAGCCACCGCACUGCCACCGCCGCCGAAGAGCUGGCCUUCCUCAUGCAGUCGCUGGGCUGGGCCACGCUGGUGGGUGAGAUCACCGCUGGCAGCCUGCUGCACACCUGCACGGUGCCCCUGCUGGAGACGCCCGAGGGUGGCCUGGCCCUCACAGUGCCCGUGCUCACCUUCAUCGACAACCACGGCGAAUGCUGGCUGGGAGGUGGCGUGGUGCCCGACGCCAUCGUGCUGGCCGAGGAGGCCCUGGACAGAGCCCAGGAGGUGCUGGAGUUCCACCGCAACCUGGGGGCCCUGGUGGAGGGCACAGGACACCUCCUGGAGGCCCACUACGCCCGACCAGAGGUGGUCGGGCAGACUGGUGCCCUGCUGCAAGCCAAGCUGGCUCAGGGGGCCUACCGCACAGCGGUGGACCUGGAGUCGCUGGCCUCCCAGCUCACGGCCGACCUGCAGGAGAUGUCUGGAGACCACCGGCUGCUGGUGUUCCACAGCCCGGGCGAGCUCGCGGCUGAAGAGGCGCCCCCGCCCCCUCCCGCUGUCCCCUCCCCAGAGGAACUCUCCUAUCUCAUCGAGGCUCUGUUCAAGACCGAGGUGCUGCCCGGCCAGCUGGGCUACCUGCGUUUCGAUGCCAUGGCCGAGCUGGAGACGGUGAGGGCCAUCGGGCCACAGCUGGUGCAGCUGGUGUGGCAAAGGCUGGUGGACACGGCCGCGCUGAUCAUCGACCUGCGCUACAACCCCGGCAGCUACUCCACGGCGGUGCCGCUGCUCUGCUCCUACUUCUUUGAGGCCGAGCCCCACCAGCACCUUUACUCCGUCUUUGAUAGGGCCACCUCAAGGGUCACGGAGGUGUGGACCGUGCGCCAAGUGGCAGGCCAGCGCUACGGCUCCCACAAGGACCUCUACAUCCUGAUGAGCCACACCAGUGGAUCUGCGGCCGAGGCUUUUGCUCACACCAUGCAGGACCUGCAGAGGGCCACUGUCAUCGGGGAGCCCACGGCUGGAGGGGCGCUCUCCGUGGGCAUCUACCAGGUGGGCAGCAGCCCCUUGUAUGCCUCCAUGCCCACACAGAUGGCCCUGAGCGCCACCACAGGCGAGGCCUGGGACCUGGCUGGAGUGGAGCCCGACAUCACAGUGCCCAUGAGCGAGGCCCUCUCCACAGCCCGGGACAUAGUGGCCCUGCGCGCCAAGGUGCCCACCGUGCUGCAGACGGCCGGGAAGCUGGUGGCCGAUAACUACGCCUCCCCCGAGCUGGGGGCCAAGGUGGCUGCCAAACUGAGCCGCAUGCAGAGCCGCUAUGCCAGGGUGACCUCCGAAGGCGCCCUGGCCGAGAUGCUGGAGGCCGACCUGCAGAUGCUCUCCGGGGACCCACACCUGAAGACGGCCCACAUCCCCGAGGAUGCCAAGGACCGAAUUCCUGGGAUUGUGCCCAUGCAGAUUCCCUCCCCUGAGGCCUUCGAAGACCUGAUCAAGUUCUCCUUCCACACGAACGUGCUUGAAGACAACAUCGGCUACUUGCGAUUCGACAUGUUCGCAGACAAUGAGCUGCUCACUCAGGUCUCUGAGCUGCUGGUGGAGCACGUCUGGAAGAAGAUUGUGCACACGGACGCCAUGAUUGUCGACAUGAGGUUCAACAUCGGUGGCCCCACCUCCUCCAUCUCCGCCCUGUGUUCCUUCUUCUAUGACGAAGGCCCUCCGAUUCUGCUGGACAAAAUCUACAGCCGGCCCAACGACUCCAUCAGUGAGCUCUGGACCCACUCUCAGCUCACAGGUGAACGCUACGGCUCCAAGAAGAAUGUGGUCAUUCUGACCAGCAGCGUGACGGCUGGCGCUGCAGAGGAAUUUACCUACAUCAUGAAGAGGCUGGGGCGGGCAGUGGUCGUUGGGGAGGUGACCAGCGGGGGCUGCCAGCCGCCGCAAACCUAUCACGUGGAUGACACCGACCUCUACCUCACCAUCCCCACGGCCCGCUCAGUGGGGGUUGCGGAUGGCAGCUCCUGGGAAGGGGUGGGCGUGGUGCCCCACGUGGCUGUCCCCGCUGAAGCCGCCCUCACCAGAGCCAAGGAGAUGCUCCAGCACACUCUGCUGAGGGCGAGGCGGAGCCCAGGCCUGCAGGGCUGCCGGGAUGACCUCUUUCAGCAGAGCCCCGGGGUGGGCGGGACCUCUGGGCCAUACCCCAAGGGCAUUCCAGCAUGUGGUCCUGCCUGA
This is a messenger RNA of Equus caballus (horse), 5820 nucleotides long. RefSeq names its product retinol binding protein 3 (gene RBP3). Gene Ontology annotation, molecular function: retinol binding; serine-type peptidase activity. Gene Ontology annotation, biological process: proteolysis. Lineage: Eukaryota; Metazoa; Chordata; Mammalia; Perissodactyla; Equidae. Gene Ontology annotation, cellular component: cone matrix sheath. The record is from RefSeq and is a predicted model, not a curated record.